Molecule: messenger RNA, 348 nt
Organism: Enterobius vermicularis (human pinworm)
Lineage: Eukaryota; Metazoa; Nematoda; Chromadorea; Rhabditida; Oxyuridae
Source: the annotation of a GenBank genome assembly
AUGCCAGUUUUCACAAUUAAUACCAACAUUCCGGCUGAUAAAAUUCCAGCGGACUUUUGUCAGAAGACAUCCAAGCUUGUUGCAAGUGCAUUGGGGAAGCCAGAAAGCUACGUAUGUGUGUGCGUCAAAGCAGGCUUGCCGAUGACGUUUGGAGGCAGUAGUGAGCCAUGUGCAUCAUGCGAAAUAAGAUCAAUUGGGGCAGUUGGAAGGGAUUACAACAGAUCUCAUGCGUCUAAACUUUACCCGCACUUAAGCCAAACUCUUGGGCUUGCUGGGAACCGAGUUUACAUCGAAUUUAUCGACGUUAGCGCUUCGACAAUGGCUUUCAACGGCAGCACUUUUGCGUAG